AGCGCAGCAGAGCUGUAGCCCAGCGAGUGAAAUGCUGCGCCCUUUACUGACUCUGAGGCGGCUUGUCGAUCCAAACAGGCUCGUCAUCAGGAGCAGGAGACUUACCACCCUGCAAAUAUCACGCAGUGUCGGCGACUACUUGGGUGCUCGGGGUUCAGUCGCCUCCGAUGGUAGGAGUCUGGAAGGCAUUCUCGGGAACUGGAGGAAGAAGCAGAAGGAACGUAGAGACUCGUCACGUUCACACGACAGUCUAACCAGGUGUUUAUAUCAUGUCCUGGAAGCUGCGAGACUCCAGAAACUCUCCUCCAGCCAGCUCACGCAAAACCGCCACUUUCAGAGGUUCUGGGAUCACUUACGCAGUGAAGUACCCUCCAUGUCAGCCAACUCAGCUGUGAUGUGUCUUUACAACUGCGCACAGUAUCGCUACGAUGAAGACCUUGCUCUCUUUUCAACCCUCAUCGACGUCUGUUCUAAGAAAGUUGAAGCUAUUCCGACAAAGGCCUAUGGCAUCUUACUCUGGUCUCUCUGCAAGCUGGAGAUAUACCAGGAAAACAAGGCACUAGCCAUGGAUGUUGCACGGCUAUUUCACUCUGAGCUUCUGUCUGACAGGCAGAUAAAGCCUCAGUCGUUUGCCAAUGUAUUGUGGGCAUUGGCCACCACCUCCACCUGGCCACACUACAUAACGGAUGGUGUUACGGACUAUGUUUCAAGCAGGGCAGAAGAGUUUGACUUUCACUCUCUCUCGAUUGUGCUGUGGUCACUGACCAGUGCUCAACUUCCUCUGUCUGAUGCGUUCCUCGAGGCGGCUGGUGCCAGGGCUACUGUGUUCCUGCAGUCACAGGUCCAUGCUAUUAGCCUGAUUCACUGCUGCUGGGCAUUUGGAUCAGCUGCCUAUUUCCACCAGUCUUUCUUUUCUGCAUUAACAGAUAGACUUCUUUCUGAGCCUGUUGACUCUUCAUUUUUCACACCGCGGCUGUUAGCCUCAGGGGCGUGGGCGUGUGCACGGACUGGCUACUAUCACCCCGGGCUUCUCGACCGCAUAGCGCAUGUAGCUUUGGCCAAUAUCCAUCGCUUUAAUAGUCAGGAUCUCGGCAAUUUAGCCUAUGCAUAUGGCCAGUUGAAUCACUCCAGUGACAAGUUGCUCCUAACCAUCAGUGAUAUAAUAUCAUCAGAGAAGAUGUCCAGCAAUGAGCAAGCAUGUGCAAAUGUUGCCAGUGCUUGCUUGAUCCACAAGCUGUAUCCUGAGGCUUUGCUCAGGAGACUAAUGUCCAGUGAGAGAGUUUCAGCACUUAUCAGGAAUGGAGCAGGGAAGCACUUACACCUCUGUGUUCAGACGCAUUUUCUUGUGAAGUCUGAGUGCCCUGAAUUGCAGGGCUGUGUCUUACAGCCGCCACAUGACGAGAUCAUCCCGGCACUGGUGGUGGCUGAAUCUAUGGUCAACUGUCCGCGAGUGUACUCUGUGUUUCACCAGAAUCUGUGUAAGGCACUGACACAAAUAACGGGAAGUACACAGAGAUUCACAAGAGAAGCACUGACAACCUUUGCCAGCUUCAUUGAUGCAGAAGUAGUACUGGACUGCCAGGGUUCACCACUGCCCAUACCAACCCAGUGGGGAGGAUGGAGACAGCCUAGAAUGCUACUUGGUGCUGCCUACCCAGAGGAGGAUAACCCCAUCAUUUGGGAGGCAAUUGACCAAUUUAGCUCCAGCAGCAAGACUGGUCUUUUGGAUGAUGAAGUUCUCCAGGAAGUGUGUGUUGCAAGUGACUGGGCUGCUAGACUAGGGACCACCAGUGCACCUGUGGCCAGAAGAGUGGCCUUUGAAGCUGAUGGGCCAAGACACUAUGCAACCAAUUGCAGACAUAAGCUAGGGAACACUGCAAUAAAGCACAGACUUCUAAGAGCUACAGGAUGGGAUGUAAUAGCAAUUGCACAUUUUGAAUGGGAGCAUCUGGAAAAGGAUCAAGAUCACAUCAACUACCUCGUGGGAAAACUAUACAGAAAUAGCAGUACUAUAAUAUAGUUUGUAGACUAUUUUAUCCUGCUAUAUACUGAUUGCCAACAUCUUGAAUUCAAU
Geodia barretti is the source of this 2074-nucleotide messenger RNA. The record is from the annotation of a GenBank genome assembly. Lineage: Eukaryota; Metazoa; Porifera; Demospongiae; Tetractinellida; Geodiidae.